Aphanomyces astaci is the source of this 660-nucleotide messenger RNA. RefSeq lists its product as hypothetical. The coding region runs from base 1 to 660 and encodes 219 amino acids. Gene Ontology annotation, biological process: plasma membrane organization. Lineage: Eukaryota; Oomycota; Saprolegniomycetes; Saprolegniales; Verrucalvaceae. The record is from RefSeq and is a predicted model, not a curated record. The transcript has 4 exons.
AUGUCGCAGGAGCGCACGCAUCAACCGCGCAUUGGAUUUCAAGUGUACGACUGGGACCGGUGGGCCAAGGACGACUUUGUGGGCGGUGCCACGAUAUCUCUCCAAGACGUUACUAUAAUCGCCUCGAGCGACUACACGGCAGGGUACGCAGUGCCGAAACCAACCUGGUACAACUUGUCCUAUGAAGAAGGCAAGGGGGGCGAAGGCCAACUCCUCGUGUCGUGCACGCUCGUGGCCAAGGACUUUCCCGACCAAGUGAUCGACCCGCCGACGUCGAUCAAGCCGAAAAUGCAAGAAAAGUUCCUCGAAAUCAUCUGUCUUGGCCUGCGCGACCUCAGCCCCAUUGGGUUUAUGCCGCUGCACAUGCCGUUUUUGCAAUUUGACAUUGGCGAAGUGAGCUCGUCCAACCGACCAAAAAAGACGGGCGGGAGCUCCAAGCCCACGCCCGCCAACCCCAACUUCCUCGAGCGCAUUCUGAUUCCAAUCCAGUUGCCAGAAGACGCCCAGUUUGCCCCUCGGUUGAACUUGAGUGUAUUUGACACACUUCUUGGGGGGUUUCACAAGCCCCUCCUUGGCACGUGCUCCAUCGACUUGACCACCAAGUUGCCGUUCUCGAACGGGGUUGAGAAUCCCGUUUAUGUCGCGCCAGGGCUAAUCUGA